Varanus komodoensis (Komodo dragon) is the source of this 3617-nucleotide messenger RNA. RefSeq names its product family with sequence similarity 189 member A1 (gene ENTREP2). Bases 1306 to 3126 code for a protein of 606 amino acids. The record is from RefSeq and is a predicted model, not a curated record. The transcript is spliced from 10 exons. NCBI's taxonomy places the organism in Eukaryota, Metazoa, Chordata, Lepidosauria, Squamata, Varanidae. Gene Ontology annotation, cellular component: membrane.
GAUUAUAAGCUGUUGGUUUGUUCAUCGGUGCUGCACAAGGAGAAUAGAAAUAAGCUGGUUUUGGGCUGCCCCUUCCCAGGCCGGCUUUGUUGGGGUGGGGAGCCAUUUUGUGGUGUUUUGCUUUCCUGUCCUACAAGGAUCACCUAGGAGACAUCUUGUGGGAGGAGUGGCUACUUCUCACACCAGUGGAAAGACUUGGGGAUAUGGAGGAACGCCAUCAUGCAAAGAAGCUGAGGUUGGACUGGCUCCGUGUGUCCUCCUGAUAUUACCUAAGUACUGCAGGGAAAAAAGUUGCUACCGCGUCUUCUACACCACCACUGGAAGGUGCCUUGGAAAGGUCCUCCAAGACACGUGAGUUGCACAAGGUGUUGUGUGGGCACAAGCAUUUUGCGUCAUCGCCAGCAGCUAAGGGUGGCCAUGUGUCCACAGGAAGAGUUGAGCCUUCAGUCCCAAGUCCAGACCCAUUUUUUGUGGUUGGGUUGUGUGAAUGCAUCAGUACCUCUUGAAGGCUUGCUUUCAUCCCACUCCGUGUGUUGCAAUAUGUAUUCUGUGGCUGAUAGGGAAGAGGUCGUGCAUCGUUCCGAGCAUCGUUAUGAGCCAGGCUUGUGUAUUGAACAUCUGUGUGUAUCCAUGCAGGGGUGACUCAGCUCUCCAUUUCCUGCAUUCCCUGGAAAUCUGCUGAGAUUUGCUGAGGAUGCAUUCCGGAAGGCAUAACAGCCAAUUUUCAGUGGAUAGCUUCCCAUUGCAUAUUGGUUUCAUUCUUCUAUCUUUCCCUCAUUAUUCUUUUAAAGCAUACAUUUAAUGAUAAGGGCCUCAGGUCAGUGUUUCCCAGGCUGUGUCCUCCAGUUGUAUUGGACUACAGUUCCCAGCAUGCCUCAACCAGCAAUAAACAGGUACGGGGGCAGCAGCUGGGAAAAGCUGCCUUGACACUCCCCCGAAACAUACCCGCUGACGCUCAGUGACGCAGCUGCAUUUCUGCUCCCUCUCUCCUGCAUUCGGUCUUGUUGUUCACUGAGCAAGCAAAUGGGUCAAAUAAAUAAAUAAACGAAUGAGUGCCACUCUUGAGUGAUUAAGCCGCCAAAUAACCGCCGCUAAUUGAUUACUUUGCAACAGCGUGUACGCUCAUCGCGCCUUGGCUGAACUGGAAAUAUUGCUUUGCUGAUGGACUUGCAUGUCUGAUGUGUGAUUAUUAUUUUCAGAACCGGCUUCGACGCUUGACAAACCCUGUAAUCUCCCAGCACAAAGGGCCACCUGCACGCCGACGUGCUUCGUCGCCUCCGACUUGCUCGUGCAAUAACGUUUUUCAUGCUGCUGUCAGCCGUCUGCGUGAUGCUGAACUUGGCCGGUUCCAUUCUCUCCUGUCAGAAUGCUCAGCUGGUGAACUCCUUGGAAGGGUGUCAGCUGAUCAAAUUUGACAGCGACAGCGUCUGCGUCUGCUGUGAGCUACAACAUCAGACCUCUGGCUGCAGCCUUGGUGAAAUGCUGAAACUCAACCCUCUACAAGGAUGCAACGUGGUCAGGCUGACCCUAAAGGACCUGUUGUUCAGCGUGUGCGCGCUCAAUAUUAUCUCCACCAUUGUCUGUGCGCUGGCGACCGCGAUGUGCUGCAUGCAGAUGGUCUCCUCUGACGUGCUGCAAAUGUUCCUUCCACAGAGGUCUCACUCCACCAACCCAGACUGCAUGACGCCCCAUGGUACUAUCCUCCAUCAGACCUUGGAUUUUGACGAGUUCAUCCCACCAAUCCCACCUCCGCCCUACUAUCCGCCUGAAUAUACCUGCACUCCCAUGAUAGAAGCUCAAAGAGGGCUCCAUCUGGACUUUCCUCACUCACCCUUCAGUGCUUUAUACGAGGUAACCAUCAACAGCCCUGGGAUGCUGUAUCCAACUGAGCUGCCUCCCCCAUAUGAAGCAGUGAUUGGACAAGCUGCAGCCAAUCAGGUUACCACCGCAGACCGAGAAGUCACAGAGGCCAGCCUGAGCGAGAGGGGCACCGCAGCGGCCUUCGGCAAUCCAGCCUUGGUUGAGACCAGUUCUGACGUAGUUCCAGAACCCGCUGAGCUUUCUGAGCAUCAUGCCUUCUCCUCGGAGGAUCUUUGUUCCCUGGAAGUCCAGCAGCCCCUCUUCUCUUCGGACUUGUCUCCAUACAGCGCAGCAGCUCACAAAGGAGGCACAAACCGGAGUCACUCCAGCUUGGACUACAGCAUCCACUAUGGGGUGCACAGGACCCGUUCUCCGUGUUCCCCAGACAACGAGGUCAACAAUGCCAGCCAGAGCUUUGGUGAUGGGCGUCAUGGACAGGACUUCGGGAACUGUUCCCACAGCCGCUCCCCGAACUGCUCUUCGGAGAACUUCGGCAGCUCGGAGAGAGCCUCGCAAGGCUCGGCCAGAGAGCGCAAAGCCACGCCUCCGCCAAAGCCACGGAAAACAUGCUGUGCCGUUUUCAGCCAGGCCGUCCUCCCGCAGACUUGCCGGUCCCAUUGCUCAGUGCCUGUAAGCAGCUCGCCCCACAGCUGCCCCGAGGGGAUGGCCCAGCCCCACACGAGGAAAGGAAGGAUGUCCGGUAUCGUCCGAUCCACUAGUGACCCCCUCUCGUGUUCGUCCACCACGGAAGUUCCUCUGUCUGGUCCUCAUGUGGCUGCCUCUACUUGCCAGGACCCCAGACGCCACCCCUCGCCAGCCAGGAAGCCGAGGGACCCCCCAAAAGCUGAGCUCUCCCGGAAGCCGAAGGCCGUACACGACACCUGCCAAGAGCAGCCCCACUCGCUGGUGGACCUGCAGGCCUACAAGGACACCAAGUUCCUGGUGGGCAAGUUCCUGGAGCACUCCAACUGCAACCUGCCCCCGGAGGUGCGGCACGUGGUGAACAGCAUCCGGUCGGUCAUCAAGUCCGACGAGCGGCACAUGGAGGAGGCCAUCUUCAGUGCGAGCAUCAUCGACCAGGUGAUCACAAGCUCCCAGCAGAAUGUGGAUACUUCAAGGAAGCGGCUCCUGGAAGACCUCCACCUGCAAAGCUGUGGGGCACUCAGCUCCCCCGUUGCCUUCUUAUGCAGGGCCCACAUCAGCCGCAGCUUAGAGAGGGAAAGGCCCCACAGUUUUAUUGGAGUCUGCCGAGAGACCAUCCUUUGACAAUGAGCUGUAGCUCCACCAAGGGAUGAACAAGAGACCUCGAAGGACCAGGCAGCUCAUGAGACUCACUCGCCAGUGUGUGGCUUUAAAACGGCCAAAGGAAAUCCAGCAGUCUCAGGAGUCUUCCUUUGGAGGUUCCUGUCUGGAUGUUGACUUUCAGUGGCUGGACACCCCGAUUUCCAUGAAAGCAUAUUCAAGGGACACCUUUUUGCAAGAAAAAUGGGGGCCCAAGCAAGCAAAGACCCCAAAGCAACGAACAAACUUGUGACUCUUUUUACCAUUGCAAGGAAUCUGUUUUUUAACGUUCUGAAGGUUCUGCUUGGGGAGGAGAACUGGGGAAAGACCACCCCGUUGCUGAGUGGCAGCGAUGCUCCCAUACAACGAAGAAGUGGUGUUUUAUUCACAGUACCUCAAAAGUGUUUUAACUAAUUCUGGACAGUGUUUUAAUAAUUAUAAUAAUUAUAAUAAUAAUAAUAAACAUAUUUCUGGGC